AACAAAUGCAAGCACCAUUCCGACACACAAAAACCUCGGAAGAGUGUUUGCGCCACGAUGCGCCCUAGUAGAAAAGGGGUCCUGUGUCCAUGCCCAUUGAUUCGUAGCGUUUCGUGAAGUUCGUCCUCAAAUUGAAGGCGUCAUAAAUUGUCAUUAGCCCUCAAUUCGAUCGCUUCUCAUUUCCUUCAUCAAAUCGCCGAUUGAAUGCACCUAAAGAUACACUUCUGCGCUCUGAACCACCUCCCAACCCGCAAACUUCUAACAUACCCUCAUCACUAUGGGAGACAGGCCUCCGCCACAAGGAUACAUUGAUCCAAACUUCCCAAACCCAGGCACAGAUGGCGAUGCGACAAUUAUCAUCUACGGCUACACGCCCUCGAUCGUCGUUGGCGUUCUCGGUUGCGUACUGUUUCUAGUGGCAUUGAUCGCGCAUUUAUUCCAACUCUUGAAGUACAGGUCAUGGUAUUUCAGUACUAUGAUAGUCGGAAUCGCCUUUGAAAUUGUCGGUUACGCCUUUCGCUGUCUCAGCGCUAAGGUUUCGCCGUAUCGAGUGAACUUUUUCGUGAUCCAAUACUUUUUCAUUGUCGUCGCACCAGUCUUCUUCGCUGCAGCCAUUUAUACCGUCCUUUCCAUCCUAAUCAACUCCACCGGUAGACAAUAUGCCCCACUGGCUCCAAAACUCAUCCUCUGGAUCUUCAUAACCUGCGACGUCGUGGCCACCAUUGUCCAAAUCGCCGGUGCCGCCCUCAUCGGCAUAGCAUACAGCAACCGCAAAGACCCGACAACACCCAACAACAUCCUCCUCGGCGGUCUUGCCUUCCAAGCCUUCUCCGUCCUCGUCUUCAUCAUCCUCUUCGCAUCCUUCAUGUGGAAGGCCCGCAGGGUUUUGCUCAAGGUCGUCAGCAAAGGGUUCUACUUCGCCUUCAUACUCAGCGUCAUCAUGAUCUAUCUUCGUGUGUGCUUCCGUCUUGCCGAGACGGCGGAAGGCCUCAUGGAGAACCUGAGCACCCAUGAGGUGUACUUCGGAACCUUGGAGUUUAUGCCUGUUGUCAUCGCCGUCUGGUUGUUGGCGAUUUGGCACCCUGGGCGAUGCGUGCCGAAAGUGGCGGUUCGCGAUGUCGAGGGCGAAUUUGAUGGAUACUAAUAUUGCGCUUGGACAUUGCAUGCAUACAUCCUCUUCUUCGAUACCAGAAAGAAAGUCGGCAUUCAACGAUUGUAUCUAAUUAGCUCUUUUAAUUUCCUAUGAGCCCAAUAC
This is a messenger RNA of Aaosphaeria arxii CBS 175.79, 1255 nucleotides long. RefSeq names its product RTA1-domain-containing protein. The coding region runs from base 278 to 1144 and encodes 288 amino acids. Gene Ontology annotation, cellular component: plasma membrane; fungal-type vacuole. The transcript is spliced from 4 exons. NCBI's taxonomy places the organism in Eukaryota, Fungi, Ascomycota, Dothideomycetes, Pleosporales. The record is from RefSeq and is a predicted model, not a curated record.